Molecule: messenger RNA, 1086 nt
Organism: Penicillium oxalicum
Lineage: Eukaryota; Fungi; Ascomycota; Eurotiomycetes; Eurotiales; Aspergillaceae
Product: GTP-binding protein
Exons: 1
Coding region: 1-1086 (361 amino acids)
Cellular component (GO): cytoplasm
Source: RefSeq, a predicted model, not a curated record
AUGGCACCCAUCCCAAUCACCAUCGUCACGGGCUUCCUCGGAUCCGGCAAAACCACCCUCCUCCUCAACCUCAUCCCCCAACUCCCUCCCACCUAUAAACUUGCCCUCCUCAAAAACGAAUUCGGCGAUGUGGCCGUCGACUCCCAACUCGCCGCCACUUCCUCCAUCUCCGGCGUCCGCGAACUCCUCAACGGCUGCAUCUGCUGCAACCUCGUCGGCCAACUCAGCGAUGCCCUCGAGCAGCUCCGAUCCACUGUCCAUCCCGACCGCAUCAUCAUCGAGACCUCGGGGAGUGCAUUCCCCGCCACUCUCGCCAUGGAAGUGAACCGGUUGGCGCGGGAGGGCGCACCGUUCGUGCUGGACGGAGUCAUCAGUGUGAUCGACGUGGAGAAUUGGGCCGGCUACGAAGAUACCAGCUACACGGCGAAAUUGCAGGCGCAGUAUACGGAUCUGAUCGUCAUGAACAAGUGGGAGGUGGCCGGGGAGCGCAAGUUGGAUGUGUGUUUGGAUCGAGUGGGUGAUUUGGGGGUGGAGACGCCGUGGGUCAAGUCGGAUCGGGGAUUCGUGGAUAAGGAUGUGUUUUUGGGAAUGGACGGCGCCUUGUUUGCCAAGGAGGGUGGGGUGGUCCAUGAUCAGGAUCAUGGACAUGACCAUAAGCAUGACCAUCAGUCGGAAGUCGAGGUGCUCUCCAUGCAAUUGAAGAAUGCGUCGGGUAAAGUGGUGGAUGUGGAUGGUUUGGAGCGACUGUUGCGCUUGGCGCCCCGGGAGGAAGUCUAUCGGAUCAAGGGAAUUCUGCGGUGCGCCGCGGCCACGCCGCCUCUCGAAUCAUCCGAUGAACCCGAGUCCAGGAGACCGGACCAGUCGGUCGAGUCCAAGUAUUAUAUUCUCAACUGGGCAUUUGGUCGGUGGACCUGUACUCCCUCCGCCGUGGUGGCAGAGUCGGCCGACGAGGCAGUGGCGGCGCGCUUGACUCUCAUCCUGGCACGGUAUGAAUCCGCCAAGUGGAAGAAGAAGUUGGAGGCCGGUGAUUUGGUGCAGGUUGCUGGCAACGAACCGGCCGAUCUGGUGGUGGAGCGAUUGGUGUGA